Molecule: messenger RNA, 1393 nt
Organism: Moneuplotes crassus
Lineage: Eukaryota; Ciliophora; Spirotrichea; Euplotida; Euplotidae
Source: the annotation of a GenBank genome assembly
AUGAACAUGGAUUUAAAAGACUUUGUAAGCAUGGUAAUUGUGUCUAUUCUAUCAAAUAUCUGAUACAUGGUAGUAGUUCCCUUUGUACCCCUUGAAUUUAGUAGAUAUGAUAUCAAGCCAUCCACUUUUGGGUACAUAUUUGCAAUAUUCUCUGUUGCUGCAAUGAUUGGUUCUCUUGUCAUUGGUAAACUCAUGAUCAUCUUCGGUAGAAAAGUCAUCCUGCUUCUCGGAAUCUGCUCCAUGGGAGUCUGCAUGUCGGUGUUCUCAUCAAUUGCCUACUUCGAGAACUCUACUCUGGUCGUGUUGAUGUUGCUAGCUUCAAGAUUUUUACAAGGGUUUGCAUCCAGCAUGAUCCAGACGACGUGUUACGCAAUCAUCUCAGUUUGCUACGACGAAGACAAGCAGAAGUAUCUUGGGUAUUUCGAAGGAGCUCAGGGACUUGGAUGCAUGAUAGGGCCAGCCAUUGGAGCAAUUCUGUACUCAUUCUAUGGAUUUAAUGGGACAUUUUACUUCCUCGGAGGUUCAUUGGUGCUGAUGUGCCCUUUGCUUUAUUUUCAAAUUCCUAACACAAUUAAUAAAAACGAUGACUUGGAAGAAGAUAUGAUCAAUGAUGAAGUAAUAUUAGACAAUAAUCAAGUCAUUCAAGAUGUGCCUACUUAUACUAGCUUAUUAAAGAGAAAAGUGUUCUUGUUAUCAGCACUAUGAGGAGGGCUAUCUUAUGCAUCUGUUUGUUACUUUGAACCUAUCUUGCCAAUUCGAUUAAAAGAUGUAGGACUUUCUCAAACUGCUAUUCUCUAUUUCUUUUGUAUUGCUCCUUUCUCUUAUUUACUAUUAAGCCUAACUAUUCCUUAUUUAACGAGUAAGUUUACUCCAAAGAUGAUCAUAACUACUACAAUCUUCUUAUGAGGAAUUGGUCAGUUCUUCAUAGGGCCAAGUCCCUUUUUACCAGACAACUUAUUUUUGAUGGCUUUUGGUCAAUUCGCUCAAGGAUCUACGAGCAUUUUCUUCCUUAUUCUAGCCUUGCCAGUUAUGAUCAAAGAUGCUGAAGAUAGGUAUCCAACCUAUAAGACAUAUGCUUCAGAUUUAUCUUCAGGAGUGUUUAACUUUAGUUUAUCCCUCGGUCAGACUUUGAGUCCAAUUUAUUCAACAAAUCUCACAGAAAUUAUUGGGUUUCAAAAUGUGUGCACUACAGUAGCAAUAGCCUUCAUUGUUUAUUCACUGAUCUAUUACAUCUUUUGAAUCGCUAUAGUAGAAGAACCGAAAGAAAUAGAAUGAGAAAUUGAGCUGGAGAGUCAAGGAGAUGAAUUACUAAAGGAGAAAUCUUGUCAGUCAAGCAAAGGAUAGAUUAGCUCAAUUAAGCUUUCACGGUAAAAUAUUGAUAUAAGACUUCGUG